UAUGUAGAAGAAAAAACAAAGUCCUACUAGAGUUUUUCCCGGCGUGGACCAGGCAAUUUAGAUUUCAGGAGUCCGAACUUUUCUUUUUGACGGGAGAUCAAGCAAGCUCUGUUUAUGCAAAAUUGGCCAUCUUCCAACCAUCCCCAAGAACCCCAUCCGUAUUACCAUCCAAUUCCAUUGUUCUUCUGAGAAAACAUUUCUUCAUCCGAUGCGUUAUCUUCAUCUUUUGAACAAUACCCAUAACCCGAAGGCGGACGAGAAUCAAGAAUCAAGUUACAUUUCGAAGAAGAUCAACGCAAAACCGAACACAGUCCCUGUUUUUGGUUAAUCCGCCAUGUUUUCCAAAUUCUUUCAUAAACCCGUCGAUCAACAAUCUUCGUCGUCGUCAGCUCCUUCUUCGAGGGCCCAGAAGGGAGUAUUGGGUGCAGCUGAUUUGGACCCACGGGUCACUCUCCACUAUGGGAUCCCGCCUACUGCAUCUAUUCUUGCUUAUGACCCCAUACAGAGUCUUUUAGCUGUGGGAACACUGGAUGGUCGAAUAAAAGUUCUUGGUGGUGACAGCAUUGAAGCUAUUUUCACUUCUACUAAACCAUUGCCAUUUAAAAAUUUGGAGUUCUUACACAAUCAAGGUUUUCUAGUAAGCAUAUCGAACGAUAAUGAAAUCCAGGUUUGGGAAUUGGAGCGUAGGCAGUUAGUUUCUACUUUACGAUGGGAAUCCAAUAUAACGGCCUUCUCUGUACUUUAUGGCACCUGCUACAUGUAUGUAGGAAGUGAAUAUGCUAUGGUGGCUGUCUUAAAGUUUGAUGCUGAAGAAAGAAAAAUCAAACUAUUACCCUACUAUCUUACUUCAAAUGUCAUAUCUGAUGUAACUGGUGUGGAUCUGCCUGAUCAAACUUCUGUUGUUGGAGUUCUCCUUCAACCUUGUUCUCUUGGAAAUCGACUGCUGAUUGCAUAUGAAAAUGGCUUGCUUGUUCUCUGGGAUGCUUCAGAAGAUCGAGCUGUGUUAGUAAGAGGUCACAAGGACCUUGAAUUGACGGAGAGUAACAUAACUAAUCACUCAACAGAUGUAUCAGACCUUGAAUUGGAGAAAGAAAUAAGCUCUCUUUGUUGGGUAACAAGUGAUGGGUCGAUCCUAGCUGUUGGCUAUGUUGAUGGAGAUAUCUUAUUUUGGAAUUUUUCAAAUGUUACCUCUUCCAAAGAUCAGCAAGUUAAUCAAUCUCGUAAUAAUGCUGUCAAGCUUCAGUUAUCAUCAGGCGAUAGAAGACUGCCUGUGAUUCUUUUGCGUUGGUCUCCAAGUGAGUUGCAAAAUCACAAGGGGGAGCUUUUUGUAUAUGGUGGUGAUGAAAUCGGAUCUCCAGAAGUGCUUACUAUUCUAAGCCUUGAUUGGUCUCCUGGAAUAAAAAGCUUAAAAUGCAUGGAACGUGUUGAUCUAACACUUGAUGGUUCUUUUGCGGAUAUCGUUUUAUCACUUAACGUUGGUGAAACGAAAAGAGGCACUUUCCUAUUUGUACUGGCCAAUCCUGGACAGUUGCAUGCUUAUGAUAAUGCGUACUUGUCUAGCAUAAUGUCUCAGCAAAAGAAAAUAUCUUCUGGUUCUGGCCUGCAAUAUCCUAUGGUAAUACCCAAUAUUGAACCACGUGUAAUGGUUACGAAGUUGGGUUUCAUUCAUAGAGAGAAAACGGUCUUCAGGGCUCUGAAUGAGGUUCCGAGGGAUACAACGUGGCCUUUGACUGGUGGUAUACCAUGUCAACUUCAUGAUGCUGAAGAUUAUCAGGUUGAGAGAGUUUAUAUAGCUGGUUACCAAGAUGGCUCAAUUCGAAUAUGGGAUGCAACAUAUCCAUCCUUCUCACUUAUUUUCUCUUUUGAGCCUGAGGUAAUUGGUUUAAAUAUUGCUGGUUUAAGUGCUUCGAUAUCAGCUUUGGACUUUUGCUCGGUCACUCUAUCCGUAGCUGUGGGCAAUGAAUGUGGUCUGGUUCGUCUUUACAAACUAAUUGGGAGCUCGGAAGGGGCAAGUUUACACUAUGUGACAGAGACUAAGAAUGAAGUUCAUAAUAUGCAUGGUGGAGAAGGAAUCCAAUGUGUAGCUGUGUUUUCUGUUGUAAAUUCUUCUGUUAGCACUCUAAGUUUUGAGAACUGUGGAGCCGUACUUGCUGUUGGAUUUGAAUGUGGACAGGUUGCAGUGUUUGAUACUAACACAUUAUCACUGCUGUAUCUGACAAAUGACGUGUCGAACUCAAGAUCUCCAGUCAUAUCUUUGGCGAUCAAAUCAUUUCCAGAUACAAAUCACUUGGAGGCUGGUUCUGAUGAGUCUAUUCCACCCAGAAAGGGAAUUUUGCUAGCAAUGACCAAAAAUUCAUAUUUAGCUGUCCUCGAUAGUACCAACGGUGAAAUCAUCAGCUUCCAAUCAACAUAUGCAAAGGAGUCGAGUUCAAUAUCUAUGUAUAUCAUUGAGAGUGAUUACUUAUCACCUGAAGCACUCAGUGUAGCUCAUGCACCGAGCACCCCAAAGAUCACUGGAGAAAGCUAUUCUGUACCUGCCAAUGCCCACUCUGGACGUACAUUGCAUGAAGUUGGAGCCGAUACCUCCAGUGGAAUUGCUAACUUGUUCGUUUUGCUUUGCUGUGAGACAGCUUUAUACCUGCACCCAUUGAAGCUUAUGAAUGAGGGUGAGAAUAAGUUUUUACAGAAAGUGAAUCUUUCGAAGCCAUGUUGUUGGACAUCAAUGUUAAAGAAGGACGGCAAAGUGUCUGGCUUGGUUGUUCUUUAUCAAAAUGGUGUGAUUGAGAUCAGAUCCUUCCAAAAUCUUGAGCAAGUGGUGUGGGAAAGUUCCUUGACCUCAAUUCUACGGUGGAGCUUCAAGACAAACAUGGAGAAAACAAUAUGUUCUUCUGAUGAUGGCCAAAUCAUGCUGUUAAAUGGGACUGAGUUGGCUGUAGUGUCUCUAUUGAUCUACGAAAAUGCUUUCAGGAUUCCCGAGUCGUUCCCUUCCCUCCACGACGAAGUCCUUGCAGCUGCUACGGAAGCCUCGAACAACUUUUACCCAAGCCAGAACAAACAAGAUGCUACUGUUUCUGGGUUUUUAGAAAGUGUUGUUAAGGGCUUCAAGGGCAGUAAAGUGGAAAACGAUGUGGACCCUUUAAGCCUUUGUAAACUGAAUGAUUCACAUCUGGAAAGUUUGUUCUCAUAUCCUCCAUUUUUAAAGCCUUCCAAAGGUGUCACAGAUGAGCUAGGCGUCAUUGAGCUUGACAUAGAUGACAUUGAAAUUGAUGAACCUUUAGUCGUGCGGUUUUCACCGAAGAAAAACAAGAAUGAAAAGGAAGGCAAGAGGUCGGAGAAGGAAAAGUUAUUUGAAGGUGGUAGUACUGACUCACAACCUAAGAUGAGGACAGCUGAAGAAAUUAAGGCCAAAUACAGAAAAGCUGAGAGUGCUUCUACGGCAGCUGAAGAAGCCAGGAAUAAGCUAUUAGAACGCCAGCAGAAGCUUGAUAAACUCAGGGAAAGAACUGAAGAACUGCAGAAUGGAGCUGAGAGCUUUGCAGAUAUGGCGAAGGAACUGGCAAAGAGAAUGGAAAAUCGUAAAUGGUGGCAACUGUGAGGUGCAAAUUGGUAUAUUAUAUUACAUUUUACUUGCACAAAGGUCUUCUGUACAUAUCAUAAUUUCUGCAACAGAGGCCCUUUUUUUGCCAUCUUUUCAUACAAACAUAGAUCUGCUAAACAAACAUCUGAACUGUAACAAAGCUUCCCCCUCCUCUGGUUCCAUAAAUGUAAUUAUCUUUGAGUUUGUAUCAAAACAAAUCUGUACAAUACUUUUCUGAGUAUUAAUGGAAUAUAAAAUUUAUUUAACUU
Molecule: messenger RNA, 3846 nt
Organism: Cucurbita moschata (crookneck pumpkin)
Lineage: Eukaryota; Viridiplantae; Streptophyta; Magnoliopsida; Cucurbitales; Cucurbitaceae
Exons: 24
Coding region: 335-3595 (1086 amino acids)
Biological process (GO): regulation of exocytosis
Cellular component (GO): cytoplasm; plasma membrane
Molecular function (GO): myosin II binding; GTPase activator activity; syntaxin binding
Source: RefSeq, a predicted model, not a curated record